Plasmodium berghei ANKA is the source of this 3213-nucleotide messenger RNA. RefSeq names its product conserved Plasmodium protein, unknown function. The transcript has a single exon. Bases 1 to 3213 code for a protein of 1070 amino acids. The record is from RefSeq and is a predicted model, not a curated record. NCBI's taxonomy places the organism in Eukaryota, Apicomplexa, Aconoidasida, Haemosporida, Plasmodiidae.
AUGGAUGAAAAUAAUAUAUUAGAAAUAAUUGAAAAAAGUGAAUAUAAUUCAAAAGAUUUUCUUAACAAGUAUUUUGACAUUUACAUAAGUGAUAAUAAUGAUUCUUUGAAUUUUGAAAAUGAUAAAGAAUAUAAUAUUAUUGAAAAAAAAAUAAAAAUUUUAAAAAAUUUUAUUAAUGAGGAAAAAAUUAAAUUAAAUAAUAAAAUAAAUCAAGAAACUACAAAUUUUAAAGAAAAAAACGUUCAUGUUAAAAAAUACAUUGACAACAUAAUCAUCUCAAAUAUAAAUAGUCAUGUUAUUGUAAAUCAAAUUAAUCAUAAAAACAUAAAUGAAGAUGAUGGAUCUAGUAAUAAUUGUCUUAAAAGUAUAUCCCAAAAAAAAUAUGAGAAUAUGUCCACUCAAUUAAAGGUUAUAGAAUAUAAUACCUACAAUUAUGAACAGAAAGGAAACUAUGGAUAUAGUAAACAGUUUGAUAGCAACGAAGCAGUGAAUGAUACGUCAACAAAAAUAAAAGAAAAUGGCGACGAAAAUAAAGUAAACGAGCUGGAAAAAGUGAAAACGGGUAAAAAUGACACAGAGUUGUUAGAAAAAAGUAUUGAGUUUAAGGAAAUUUUGGAUAAAAUUAAAAAAAGUUUAUUAUUUUUGAAAUGCUAUCCAUCUAUAGAAAAAAAUAUAAAAGAAUUAUUAUUAUUAUCAAUAGGACAUUCAAAUAUAGACACAAAUGAAAAAAUAAAAAAUGUGUUAAAAGUUUAUGAUAAUUUAAUAUAUAUUAAUGAACAUGAAGAAAUUAUAAAAGAUUUAAAAAAAAAUUAUUCUUUUGAAAAAUUUUAUUCUAUAUAUUCAAAUAAAUUUUUUGAGGAUUUGUAUUUUUUAUUAAAUGAAAUUAUAUUUGCAUAUAUGAUUAACAAUAUUAAUAUUAAUAUUAACGAAAUUGUAAAUAUAUAUAUAUAUUUAUUAAAUAUAUAUUUUAAUUAUAUAAAUAUAAAAGAAUAUGAUUAUGAAUAUCAAAUAACUCAUAUUAGUAACAAGUUAAUUCAAUAUCUUAUUGAAAACUAUUUUUCAAAAACAUUUUUAAAAUUUGUUCAAUCAAAACAGAAUAUAUUAAUAUAUAAUAUUAUAAUUAUUUAUUAUGAAUAUUUUACAUCAUUUAUAGAGGAAAAAAAAGAAUCUAUGAUAAAUGUUCUCCAUAUUUUUAUGAACAAAUUGAAUGUCAUGCUUCAUAAUAGUCAAAACUUUGUUGAAAACAAAAACAUUUCAGAAAUAGAGAAACAAAUUUUUGAAUCGUCAAAUAAUAAAACAAAUGAUCAUUUUAUAUUAUCAUUACAUAAAGACGAUAAUAAUUUAAAAGAAUAUGAGCUAUAUCAAAAACAUAUAGAUACAUUUUUUGUUAAUCUUUUUAAAGAAACCAUACAUGUUGUAUGUGCAUAUAUAGAAGAUUCUAAAAUGUUAAAAAAUGUUGAUGAUAAUACAAACAAAAAUAAUAUGAUAUUUAAAAUUAUGGACUCAAUAAAUACAAGCAUAAAUAUAUUAACAAACAUGCCUUUAUUUAUAAAUAAAAAAAAUAUAUUACAAAAAAUAUUAAAAGAAACAAUUUUUAUUAACAAAGAAAUAAUAAAUGAAUAUAUAAUUAAUGUUACAAAUAUUUCUAAAUUUUAUAAUGAUAGUUUUGAACAUAUAAAUUCAAAACUUCGAGAUUUUGAUAGACAUAAUUUAUUGUUACAAAAUAAACUUUUAAUAUUUUUUACAGAUUUACAAAAUGAUAUAAAAAAUAUUAUAGACAAUAAAAUAAAUGAAAUUAAUAAUAAUACUAUAUUUCAUUUACACUUUUUUAGAUUUCUUAUAUUUUUCUCAUAUAUCCAUUAUAUUGAUACUUCGUUUCUUUUACUUUUCAUAAACAUAUAUAACUUUUUAUAUGAAAUCAUUUAUAAUAUUAAAGAUGAAAUCAAAAGUAAAGAAAUGCAACACACAAAUAGAAAAAAAUAUAUAAAUGAUCAUAAUAUAUUUGAUCGAGGUCACCAAAGUUAUAGCAUUGAUAUUUCUAAAAAAAAUAAUAAAAUAAAUGAAAUAGACAAUGAAAACAACCAAAUAAUUAUUGACGAAUCAUUACAAAUACAAGAAUAUUUUAAUACCUCGAAUAUGGUUAUUGAUUAUAUAAAAAAUAUUAUCUCUAUUUUUUUUAAUUUGUUAAAUAUAUUUGAUAUAAUUUUUAAGGAUUAUAUUAAAUUAUCUUCUUAUAUUUUUGAUAGAACUUAUUACUAUUUUAAUAAUAAUAGUUAUACAAAUAUUUUAUGCAAGUCUUACAUUUCUAAAGAAAAAACAUACCCCCCAGAAAUAUAUGCCAACAUAGCGCAUCUACACAAUUUUUUUUUUCACGGAAAUUUUUCGAAAAAAAAAAAAAAAAACUAUACGCAUAAUUAUAAUGAAGAAUCUACAUCCCUAAAUCAUGAAAAUCAAUUAACAAAAGAAAAUACCAUGUCUAUGCAAAAUGAUGAUUCUUCUUCAAGUUCAGUAUAUAAAGACAAUAAAUCGUCAAUAAAUGCUGAAAAAAAUGAACAAACUGAUGAGGAAAACUAUAAUUCUAUAAUUUUUGAAGAUAGUGAACUGGAAGAAUAUGGAAAAUAUUUACUAAAAUUAUCUAUGUGCAAAUUAAAAGAAAUAAAAAAUGCAAUUGAAAAAAAUGUAAUUCAUUUCUCUUUAAUUCCUUUAUGUGGCUAUUUAAAUAAAUAUAUAGAAAAAAUUCGUUACAUAAAAUAUGAUGAAAAUAUCCAAUUUUUUGAUCCCCAUGAAAAUAUAUGUUUAUUAGGGGAAGUUAUUUUUUCAUUUAUCGAAAUAUAUUAUGAAAAUAAAAAUACAAAUUUAUUACAAGAGUUGUUUUCACAUUUAUCAGAAAAAUAUUUUUUGCUUAUAAAUACAAUUAAAAUUGUAAAUAAAAAUAUUAUUUUGCAAAUACAAGCGGAUCUUAAUUAUUUAAUUAAUGUGUGUACAAAAUUUAAAAUAAAAAAUUACAAGUUUCUUUUUUUACUCAAUCAUUUUCUUUCCUUUUAUUUUGUUAUAAUUGGUAAUAACGAUUUUGACACCAUUGAUAUUUAUACUUCUUUUCAAUCCUAUGUAAAUGAAAAUAUAGAAAAGGAAAAACAUAUUAAUUUGGAAAUAACUUGUGAUGAUAUUUCAAGAACUACAAUUAAUAUGAUCCAUAUUUUUAAAGAACAAUGA